AUGCUAUCACAAGCUACUCGUGACUUGGUCAAGGCCACCAUCCCAGCUUUGGAGGAACGUGGUGCUGAGAUCACCAGAUGUUUCUACGGGAUGAUGUUGACUGAGCACACUGAACUGCUAAACAUCUUCAACAAGACCAACCAGAAGAAGGGCGCCCAACCAACCGCUCUGGCUACCACCGUCUUGGCCGCCGCUAAGAACAUCGACGACUUGACUCCUCUGCUCGGUCACGUGAGACAGAUCGGUUUCAAGCACCGUGCCCUACAGAUCAAGCCAGAACACUACCCAAUCGUCGGUGAGUACCUCCUAAAGGCUAUCAAGAAGACUUUGGGGGACGCUGCUACUCCAGAGAUCAUCUCCGCUUGGGGGGAGGCCUACGGCGCCAUCGCUGACGUUUUCAUCCAGGUCGAAAAGGAAAUGUACGACGCUGAAGCGUGGCCAGAUUGGAAACCAUUCACCGUCGUGGCCAAAGAAUUGGUCGCUAAGGAUAUCUAUGAGUUCACCGCUGCCCCAGUCGACGGGUCCGGUGUCGACCUGAGCAAAGUGCCCAUCGUCGCCGGCCAGUACAUCACGGUCAACACGCACCCAACUAGAGACAACAACCAGUACGAUGCUCUACGUCACUACUCCAUCUGCUCUGUCAACACUGACAAGGGUAUCAAGUUUGCCUGCAAGCUAGAGACCUCCGUCAACAACCCUCCAGGUCUUGUCUCCGAGUUCUUGCACAACGAAGUCCAAGUGGGCGACCAAAUCAAGUUGAGUGCCCCAGCUGGUGACUUCGCAUUGGACGAGAAGCUGUUGAAGCAGAACGAGAUCCCAUUGGUGCUACUAUCCUCCGGUGUCGGUGUCACCCCACUGCUAGCCAUGCUAGAGACCCAGAUCAACGCUAACCCUGAAAGACCAAUCUACUGGAUCCAAUCCUCGCACUCAGAGGAACACCAGGCUUUCCCCAAACAAGUGGCCGCUCUGCUAGCAAAGGCCAAGAACCCCAAGGUCUUCUACACACAUACAAACGUCAGCGAGCGCAUCAACCCAACGUUCUUGAAGACCAACGUCCCAAGCCACGCGGACGUCUACAUCUGCGGGUCCCUAGAGUUCAUGUCGUCCAUGAUCGAAAACUUGAAGACUUUGGAACACAAGGACGACACGAUCCACUACGAACCUUUCGGUCCAAAGAUGUCCACCGUCGACGUCGGCUUGAAGAAGUAA
Messenger RNA from Huiozyma naganishii CBS 8797, 1209 nucleotides. RefSeq names its product flavohemoglobin (gene YHB1). The record is from RefSeq and is a predicted model, not a curated record. Gene Ontology annotation, molecular function: nitric oxide dioxygenase [NAD(P)H] activity; FAD binding; heme binding. Gene Ontology annotation, cellular component: intracellular anatomical structure. Lineage: Eukaryota; Fungi; Ascomycota; Saccharomycetes; Saccharomycetales; Saccharomycetaceae. Gene Ontology annotation, biological process: cellular response to nitrosative stress; nitric oxide catabolic process. The coding region runs from base 1 to 1209 and encodes 402 amino acids. The transcript has a single exon.